AUGGCGUACCACCUCCCCCGAGCCGACUGCAGCUCCGUGAUGGGCGGUUGUAGCUCGAAGCCAAGCCAGUUCCAGCAUUUCGCCAAGUCGGGUUGUAGCACGAUGUCGCUGUUCCAUCACCGUCCUCCUGCUGGUUGCAGCUCCGCCAUGAAACACCACAAAAAAAUCAAAGAUAAGCAUGCUGCCUAUGUGAAAGUCUCAAGGUUGGAGAAGUUCCUUCAUGAGCUGUCAUUGCAUGAAGAGAAAAUAUUUCUCAAGAGAUUUGAACUGAGAGAGAAGUUGCUUUGCAAGAUACAGCGUCAAGCUGCAGAAGAUGAAUGUGAUGAAAGAAACUAUGACAUUGUGGAAGAAAGUGCAGAGGGCCUUGAACAAGAGAGUAUCUCGGCUUGCACUGAUGACAAGCGUGAUGUUACUGAGAAUACCUUAGAGCUGAAAAGAAAUCUGAAGGAUAAUCUGCGUAGUAAGCAAGAUCUUUUCAAAAAUGGAUCCUCUAAACAUGACAGGAUAAGGCUGGGAUCGCCAGGAUGGAAGUCCCGGUUCUACAAGGAGAAAUUUGGUGCUGAAACCUCUAAUGAAAUUGGGAGGCUGCAGACAGAAAUGGUCCAGAAGUACUUGGAAGGAUUGUGUUGGGUGCUCCGAUACUAUUUUUCUGACGUACCAUCAUGGAGUUGCUCAUGUGCCCUUCCAAAAUGCUACAGUGAAUUAAUGGGCUGUGAAGAGUCCACGAUACAAAUGUUCUACCCAUCAGAUCUGGCGAUUGAUACUCAUGGAAAACGAUUCUUGUGGCAAGGUGUUGCAAAGUUGCCAUUUAUAGAUGUGAAGCUGCUGCUUUCAGCAACCAAAACAGUAGAGAAAGAUCUCGCAUUGCAUGAAAUGAGGAGGAACACUAUCCGGCAAGAGAAGAUCUUACUGAGGAACUCAAACUCUCUGGCAAAUAAUGCAGCAUUUGGGCCAAUAUCCGAGAAGAAGCUUCUGAUAUCCACCAGAUCGGCAAUGUUCUUCAAUCCUGAGGCAGUGAAGCCAGUCUCAAGACUGCUCGACAAUGUCAUCGUACCUGACAAGACUGUUACUGAAAGUGACAUUCGGACGAGACCCAUGUGGCACACGUACCCGGGGCCAAGGCCGCCGACGGUCACCUGCAGGCCAGAGACCCUGUGGAAGCGGAGCUCGCCGGCGAUGCAGCCGAGGGAAGAGGUGAAGAAUGCCGGAACGGGGUGGAUGGGGCGGGGUAGAGGAGGCGUUGGCGCCGCCACCACCGAGACCCAGCAGAUCGGGACGAGCGGCUUCGGGCCGGGGGGAGGGUACGCCGCCGGUGGCGCCCAGACGCUGCAGCGGAUGAACGGCAGCUACGGGAGAGGUUUCCAAGGCGGCCGGUUCGAUGACGGUGGCGCGUACAGCUUCCGACCGGGAGGCGGUUGGGCAGGAAGGGGCGGCGCGGCGCAGAAGCAGCAGCAGACCGCGUGGCGGCCGGUGGGGACGUGGGCGAGAGGCGGCGGCCGUGGUGGGAGCGGGCAGCCGCGUGCGUGGUAG
Molecule: messenger RNA, 1530 nt
Organism: Triticum dicoccoides
Lineage: Eukaryota; Viridiplantae; Streptophyta; Magnoliopsida; Poales; Poaceae
Product: 5'-3' exoribonuclease 3-like
Exons: 13
Coding region: 1-1530 (509 amino acids)
Biological process (GO): nuclear-transcribed mRNA catabolic process
Cellular component (GO): nucleus
Molecular function (GO): 5'-3' RNA exonuclease activity; RNA binding
Source: RefSeq, a predicted model, not a curated record